Molecule: messenger RNA, 2657 nt
Organism: Misgurnus anguillicaudatus (oriental weatherfish)
Lineage: Eukaryota; Metazoa; Chordata; Actinopteri; Cypriniformes; Cobitidae
Gene: nptx2b
Product: neuronal pentraxin IIb
Source: RefSeq, a predicted model, not a curated record
UUGACGCAGUCGCGCGCACAUUACUCCUCUUUCGUCUCUUUAAAAAAGAAAACACCCGAAAUAAUAAUAAAAAAAUUGAAUGGAAUAACUAAUUCCUCUUACACUUUUAGUUAUUUUUGGUUAGUUAAGUUACUUCGGACUGCACAUUGUCAUUUUAGUAAACCGGAGCGCGCCUGUAGAAUUUGAAGGCUGGAGAGGUGCGGGCGCAGUCAGUGGACUCUCGAGGUGCGAUGUCAGGUAUAAAUAUAAGAAACUUUAUUAUAAAUGGACACAAGUGAUGCUUCAGUAGUUUAAAGAGACAAAGAUAAUUUGUGAUCAAAAAAACUUAACGGACAAAAAUCGCAGGGUAUCGUUUUGUGUAAGGUAUCGCGUAAACAUCACCGCGCGCGUAGCCAAGUUAAACUUCGCAUCGAUAUCUACAAAAUGCUACAUCUUGUCGCUAGACUUUUAUGCGUCUAUGCAUUUACAUGCGUAAAAGUUGUCUAUGGACUGGAUGAGAAGCGUUUUCUAUGUACUGCAAUACCCUCUGACAUGGAUGCUGUUUGUCCUGUGCAACCUCCACCUGUUCAAAGCGCAUCAGUCCAAGGGGAUGAACUAGGAAAUACGGUUAUGCAACUUAGACAGACAAUAUUAGAACAAAAGGAGACGAUUGCCAAUCAGUUAGUAACGAUUAAAGAACUGACAUCUAAACUGUCACGAUGUGAAUCUGAAUCCUUCCAGAAAAACAAUAAGGAAACGAUGGAUGAUGUGCCUAAAGACUCAAAUGAUACCAUUGACAUUCUUGGAAAGACCAUGCAGAGUCUUAAAGAUCGAUUAGAAAAUCUAGAGCAACAGCAAAUGCUAGCCAACAUCUCUGGUGCCUCCUUCCCUAAUGAGCUGAGAAAUCUACUGCAGCGUCGACUGGAGGACCUGGAGAAUCAACUGCUUAAAAAGGUCAAUGAGCUUGAGACAGAAAAGUUGCAGCUAUAUAAUGAGACCGUUGCCCAUCGCCAGCGCACGGACAAUACUCUCAAUCUUCUUACCAACAAGAUUUUUGAGCUUGAGAAAGGAGAGGUUGGAUUCAAGUCACCAGAGAAUUUCAAAAUCUCUCUUCUUCUACGCACAAAUUAUCAUUAUGGGAAAGUAAAGAAAAGCUUGCCAGAGAUGUACGCCUUCACUGUUUGCAUGUGGCUUAAGUCAAGUACAAGCACUGGAAGUCCUGGCAUUGGAACUCCUUUUUCCUAUGGAGUGCCGGGUCAGGCAAAUGAGAUUGUAUUGAUCGAAUGGGACAACAGCCCUGUAGAAUUGAUCAUCAAUGACAAGGUGGCAAGACUGCCCCUAUCAUUGGGCGAUGGGAGAUGGCACCAUGUCUGUAUCACUUGGACUGUUAGGGAUGGGGUUUGGGAAGCAUAUCAGGAUGGCCAGAGAUUGGGUUCAGGGGAGAACCUGGCCCCUUGGCACCCGAUCAAGCCGGGUGGAGUCCUUAUCCUUGGCCAAGAGCAGGCCUGUCGUUUAUGGCCUCAACAGGAUAUAGUAGGUGGGCGCUUUGAUGCCAACCAGGCCUUUGUGGGAGAGCUGAGCCACUUUAACAUCUGGGAUCGGGUUCUGCGCUCCACGGACAUCGUCUCCAUGGCAAACUGCUCAUCCUACAUGCCUGGCAAUGUGGUGGCCUGGACCGACAGUAAUAUUGAGGUGUUUGGUGGGGCAUCAAAGUUGCAGCUCGAGCUUUGCGAAGCCAGGCUCUUUGACAAUUAAAUAAUUGUGGAUAUCACUCAGCAAAAUCGUUGAAAAUGACUAUGUAUUAAACAUUUUUAAUAAAAACAAAGGAAUGGGAGUGGAGCAUGGUAUACGCUGAUGUUACCCUGUCUGUAAAACCCUGUCUAAAGUCCUAUAAUAUAAUGAUGAGAUUAGAAACUUCAAAAUUUUAUUUUACUCAUUGACUAACAUUGAUUUCAAUUUUUGACAUGGUCUUACUGGGUCAAUAUCAAGGUUAUAUUUUUACUAAAUGUUCUCUAAAUUGUCUAGAAAGAUUUUAUGUAGAAAACAGUAAAUCACAACAAAUGACUUUAGCAGGGUUUUUACAGACUUGGUCAUAUAUAAACGCAAUGGUAGACACAUCAACAUGAGCUUUGAAGUAUUUUCUUAUAUAGUAUUUAAAUUGUACUUUAAGGGACUUCCUUUACUUUAGUGCUUUACAAUUUAAUGGUUUGAAAUGGUCAGAAAACAGGCGUGAUUGUGUUUAGAGAACUGUACCUUUCAAAUUUGUUAUGCUACAAACUUUGAGUUGUAAUAGAUAUUGAAAAAAAUAACAAUUAUUUUAUUAAUAUAUAUAUUUUUUUACUUUAUCAUUAUAUUCAGAAUCAAAUCCAAAGCACAUCUUUGUUUAAUUGUUUACUCUCAUUAACAUAGUCCUUAUAAAUGCUUUAAGAUGUCAGAUAUUUUGAAGAAAUUUUUGUUGUCUCUGUAAUAAAACAUAAUAUCAUAUUUUUCUAUUCUUUUUUAAAAUCUUUUCAGAAAAAUAUCAUUUAGCGUUGUCUUUGUUAUGUCUGGUCAGAAUACCCAUGCUUCUGUUAUAUGAAGGGUUUUGCUUCAGAUUACUGUGCCAAUUCUUCUACAGGGUUUGCUUGACGAUGUCAAUGUAUAUUUAUUUGCCAAUGGAAAAUAAAUAAAAGCUUGGA